Helicoverpa armigera (cotton bollworm) is the source of this 345-nucleotide messenger RNA. RefSeq lists its product as uncharacterized. The record is from RefSeq and is a predicted model, not a curated record. The transcript has 3 exons. NCBI's taxonomy places the organism in Eukaryota, Metazoa, Arthropoda, Insecta, Lepidoptera, Noctuidae. Bases 1 to 345 code for a protein of 114 amino acids.
AUGGCCAAGAUGUUCCCAAAGCGGACGUGUGUCUUAAUAUUUGCGUUCGUUUUUGUCAAUGCAAGUUGUGUGUCUGCUAUAUUUCUGCCGUCCAGUGCCAGCGGGUUAGAUGCCGUUAAGAAAGCACCCAGAGUGAAUUUACCAUGGCUAUGGAUAGGCAUGUGGUGCAACGGCUGUCCUCAGAAGAGUUGUGAAGAUGACGACGCUAUCAUACACGGAUAUUGCUGCGGCUGCGCUUACCAUAUGGAUCGUCUGCCAGUGAUCUGCCCAGAAUUCCUGCAAUGCCCCUUGAAUCUACACGGUCUGUGUCACGACUAUGAAUACAUGAUGCGCUGCUGUUGCUGA